Candida dubliniensis CD36 is the source of this 165-nucleotide messenger RNA. RefSeq lists its product as uncharacterized. The transcript has a single exon. Gene Ontology annotation, biological process: protein secretion. NCBI's taxonomy places the organism in Eukaryota, Fungi, Ascomycota, Pichiomycetes, Serinales, Debaryomycetaceae. The record is from RefSeq and is a predicted model, not a curated record. Bases 1 to 165 code for a protein of 54 amino acids.
AUGCAAUACCCCUAUUUAAUAUCAAAAAGUUUGGAUCCAAUAGUUGGUGUUGGAAUAGGUGUUUUAUCAUACUAUUCUUAUGAACAAAGAGUUGGUCGCAAACCAGGACAUUCGUUACAUGAAUUGAUCGUGAAGAAGUUCUACAAUGGAAAAGACAAAAAUUGA